Messenger RNA from Podarcis lilfordi (Lilford's wall lizard), 26655 nucleotides. Lineage: Eukaryota; Metazoa; Chordata; Lepidosauria; Squamata; Lacertidae. The record is from the annotation of a GenBank genome assembly.
CCGCGUCCUUCCCCGGCUUGUUUGGGCCUCCUCUGCCCCUGGGAGGAAUUUCCAGCCUCGGGCAGCAGCUCCGGAUUACGCAUCCCUUCUCCCCGCCUUCCUCUCCCCCUCCGCCAGCAGCGCAGGCCCCUUUCCCAGCCGCCUCCUGCCCGCCCCUUUCGCCCCAACUCCUCGGGCGACGUCUGCAAUUUCUCCUCUUCUCCUUUGCCCUCUGUCAUGGCUCUCCGCUCGCGCCCUCCUUCCUCCUCCUCCUCGCCCCGCUCCUCGGUCCCCUUCCUCCUCCUCCUCCUCUCCAUCCUCCUCUUCCUCUCCUCGCCCUCCUCCGGCCACCUGGCGCCUUACGACGCGCUCUACGCCGACGGGGUGCGCGCCUACUUCGCCCAGGACUGGCCCCGGGCGGCCGAGCUGCUGCAGCGCUGCCUGCACAGCUACUCUGGGCUGCAGGGCGCGCGCCGGGAGUGCCAGGGCGCGUGCCAGUGGCAGGCCGGCUUCUCGGCGGGGCGCCCGCCCUCGCGGCCCUGGGAGACGGGCUUCUUCGAGCGGGUGCUGCAGCGGGCCGAGUGCCUGGAGGAGUGCCUGGGGCGCCGGCUGGGCGGGCAGCCCUCCCUCCACCGGGCCAGCGCGCAGAUCCGGCAGGAUUUCGAGGAGAGGGAGCCCUACAACUACCUGCAGAUCGCCUUCUUCAAGGUGAGGGGCAGGACGGGGCCAAGAGGCGCCCGCAGCUGCUGAUGUGGCUGCCUCGCCUGCCCGCCCGCCUGCCUGCCUUUAAAAACUUGGCAAACUUUAUUUUUCACUUUCCCAAACUUGGGCUUUCCAGCUGUUUUGGGACUACAACUCCCAUCAUCCCUAGCUAGCAGGAUCAGUGGUCUGGGAUGAUGGGAAUUUAUAGAAUUAUAGAAUUGUAGAGUUGCGAUGCAGGAAUCUCUGCUAAAGCAUCCAUGGCAGAUGGCCAGCCAACCUCUGCUUGAAAACCUCCAAGGAAGGAGAGUCCACAACCACCCCGGGGGAGACCGUUCCACUAUUGAACUAUCACUGGCAGAAAGUUUUCCUGAUGUUUAGUCAGAAUCUCCUUUAUCGUAUCAUACUUUGUGGUCUUUACAUUAAGAGCAACCAUGUGUCGUCGUCUUCUAUGGGCAGAAAAAUGCCUAGUGCAGUCAAGAAACAUUCAGGCUGUGCAGAGUUACUCAGCAAAAAAAUAAAAAUGUGCAGAUGGCCAAAAGCAAUUUAAACUGGCAGGUCCUUGGCACUCAGUUCAGAAGUCCUUGUUUAUCCGUUUUUUUCUGCUGCUACGUCUACUGCCUUCCAAUUCCAUGCCUGGGCUGCCUUAGAGCAGAGUUAGCUGCUACACACAAGCAUUUCUAAAAUGGGGUUAUGGGCACAGAACUCAGGAUUCCCCCUCCCCUUGCAACAUACUUUAGAAUCACAGAAUCCUGCAAUGCAGAAACCUUUUGCCCAGUGUGGUGCUCGAACCUGCGGCCCCGAGAUGAAGAGUCUUUGUUGUUGUUGUUUAGUCGUGUCCGCCUCUUCAUGCCCCCCUGGACCAGAGUAGGCCAGGCACUCCUGUCUUCCACUGCCUCCCGCAGUUUGGUCAAACCCAUGUUGGUAGCUUCGAGAACACUGUCCACCAUCUCGUCCUCUGUCGUCCCCUUCUCCUUGUGCCCUCCAUCUUUCCCAACAUCAGGGUCUUUUCCAGGGAGUCUUCUCUUCUCAGGAGGUGGCCAAAGUCUUGGAGCCUCAGCUUCAGGAUCUGUCCUUCCAGUGAGCACUCAGGGCUGAUUUCCUUCAGAAUGGAUGCGUUUGAUCUUCUUGCUGUCCAUGGGACUCUCAAGAGUCUCCUCCAGCACCAUAAUUCAAAAGCAUCCAUUCUUCGGCGAUCAGCCUUCUUGAUGGUCCAGCUCUCACUUCCAUACAUCACUACUGGGAAAACCAUGGCUUUAACUAUAUGGACCUUUCUUAUGCUGUACCAAGUGAGUGGUGAUGGGUGCCUCGUGCCUUCAGGGCAGGCCCUGCCAUGAGCCACAGCGAGGUGAUUUCCCUUGGGAAACGGAUGCUUUCUUCUCUUCAGCUGGCAGAGCUUGGUGUGCCAAACAGCCUGCCCUUCUCUGCCUCAACUCGCCUUCUUCCCUCAGUUGCGAUGGUGGAGGAUGCUGCGCAAUCGCUAGCAUGAGAAUGCUGCUGCUGACUCUGUAGGGUUCUGCAUAUGGACCGGGCUGCAUAUGCACCUCCAGCAACAAAAUCCCUUGGCUGGCGAUGCUUGUAUCCGUGCCAGAUUUUUUUCUUUUUCUUUUCUUUUCUUUUUUAAAAAAAACUUUUAUUGAUAAAUGCAAUACUUACAAACACAAACCAGAACACUAAACAAACUUAUUGUACAUUGAUACAUACAUCUCCCAACUUAGAUUACAAAAAAGAAAACAAACAUACAAACUAAACAUACAGACAUAAAUUUUGACUUUCCUCUACCUAUAUGUGACUUCCUUUGUUUCUUUUCUUCUUUUCACUGUGUUAUCAAUAUUAUUUUUGACUAUCUCAUCCUAUACCCAUUUCUUCUUAAUUUUUUACUCUAUAAGUUUCAUUCAUUGCGUAUUGAUAUAUUAAUAGCAGAACAAUGCUUUUAGAUGUAUUCCUUCACUCAAGCCCACUCCUCUAUCAGUUUCUGGUCUGAUUUGCCUCUUGCCACUGCUGUAAGUCUUGCUGAUUCUAUAUAUUCACAAAAUUUUAUUUGCCAUUCACUUAUUGAGGGAUUUAGGGUAUCGCGGACGGUUGCUCCGCACAGGGCGCUGAGCCAAGAGGGCGCAAAAUUGAGAAGAUUCAUUUGGGGGCACCAAAUGUUGGCCUCGCUCAGGGAGCCAUGUAACCAAAGUCUGCCCCUGCUCAUAUUUUCCCCUCACAGACUCCAAUCAUUUGUAAUCUGAAAUAGGCCUUUGUCCAAAUCUUGAAGUUAUUGUGUAUUGAAGUUAUUGUGUUGACAAGAGCUUUAAAACAGGGGAAAUGGUGUUCUGCCAGGAACCAUUAUGAGAGGGGGAAGUAGUCACGGACACACAUAUACUGUGUUACAGAGGGCAAGUGUUUAUUUGACAGGGCUACCUAUGAUGAUAAUAAUAAUAAUAAUAAUAAUAAUAAUAAUAAUAAUAAUUUUAUUAUUUAUACCCCGCCCAUCUGGCUGGGUUUUCCCAGCCACUCUGGGCGGCUCCCAACAGAACAUUAAAAACAUAAUAAAACAUCAAACAUUAAAAACUUCCCUAAACAGGGCUGCCUUCAGAUGUCUUCUAAAAGUCAGAUAGUUGUUUGUUUCCGUGACAUUUGAUGGGAGGGUGUACCACAGGGUGGGUGCCAAUACCAAGAAGGCCCUCUGCCUGGUUCCUUGUAACUUGGCUUCUUGCAGUGAGGGAACUGCCAGAAGGCCCUCGGUGCUGGACCUCAGUGUCCGGGCUGGAUGAUGAGGGUGGAAACGCUCCUUCAGGUACCUACAUUUCCAUAGUCUGCAUGCUGGGUGGCUUUGUUUUUAAAGCAAAAACCCUUUUUGCUUUUAACAACAAACAAAAGCUGUUCGAUAGUGGAAUGGGCUGCCUCAAGAGGCUGGGGACUCUUCUUCACUGGAGGUUUUUAAAGCAGCGUUUGGAUGUCCAUCUGUUGGGGAAGCUUUAGCUGAGGUUCCUAAAUUGCAUGGGGUUGGGCUAGAUGACCCUCGGGGGUCCCUUCCAACUCUACAAUUCUAUGACAUCUCUUUUGACAUCUGAUAAUACUUGUUGUUGUUGUGGUUUAGUUGUUUAGUCGUGUCCGACUCUUCAUGACCCCCUGGACCAGAGCACGCCAGGCACUUCUGUCUUCCACUGCCUCCCACAGUUUGGUCAAACUCAUGCUGGUAGCUUCGAGAACACUGUCCCACCAUCUCGUCCUCUGUCGUCCUCUUCUCCUUGUGCCCUCCAUCUUUCCCAACAUCAGGGUCUUUUCUUCUCAUGAGGUGGCCAAAGUCUUGGACCCUCAGUCUUCUCUUCUCAUGAGGUGGCCAAAGUCUUGGAGCCUCAGCUUCAGGAUCUGUCCUUCCACUGAGCACUCAGGGCUGAUUUCCUUCAGAAUGGAUAGGUUUGAACUUCUUGCAGUCCAUGGGACUCUCAAGAGUCUCCUCCAGCACCAUAAUUCAAAAGCAUCAAUUCUUCGGCGAUUAGCCUUCUUUAUGGUCCAGUUCUCACUUCCAUACAUCACUACUGGGAAAACCAUAGCUUUAACUAUACGGACCUUUGUCAGCAAGGUGAUGUCUCUGCUUUUUAAGAUGCUGUCUAGGUUUGUCAUUGCUUUUCUCCCAAGAAGUAGGCGUCUUUUAAUUUCGUGAUAAUACUGUGAGGUAUAAAAAAACUGUAACAAAUGUUUUUAACUUGCACUGCUUUGUGUGUGUGUUUGUGUGCAUGCUAUUAAAUCUAAGAGCGGGCUUGUCCAUGCUCUCUGCCACUUCAGUCUGAGAAUGGUGCCCUCGUGGCCCUCAUUUUACUUCUAAAUGGUACUGUUUUGUUCCUGCAGCUAAAGAAACUCGAUGAAGCCGUUUCCUCAGCUCACACGUUCUUCGUGGCCAAUCCACAGCACCUACAGAUGCGCGAGGACAUGGAGAAAUACCGGCGCAUGGCGGGGGUGAAAGCAGAAAGCUUUCGGGAUCUUGAGGCCAUGCCACACUGGGUGAGACACUUCUGGGAAACUGGAUGUUACUUGGCAGAUUAAGGAGGGCUGCUUUGUGAACCCUACUGGGGCCUGUGGGUGGUAAAGAAUUCACAGAAUCGUAGAGUUGGAUGGGACCGCCAGGGUUAUGUAGCCCAAUCCCCUUGCAAUGCAGGAAUCUCAACUAGAUCUUAUGUAACAUAUGGCCAUCUAACCUCUACUUGAAAACCUCCCAAGGAUUGAAGGUGGGGGUGCGCCCCCCUUCCCACAGCUACCUGUGGCUCCAGAGGGGAUGGUAAGCUGAAAAUGGCGCAGAAGGAUGUCAUGGAAUUCUUCUCAAUUUGGAUCCAGAUUCCAAUGUAUAGUUAAGUAAAGGUAAAGGGACCCCUGACCAUUAGGUCCAGUCGUGACCAUUAGGUUGCGGUGCUCAUCUCACUUUAUUGGCCGAGGGAGCCGGCGUACAGCUUCCGGGUCAUGUGGCCAGCAUGACUAAGCCGCUUCUGGUGAACUAGAGCUGUGCACGGAAACGCUGUUUACCUUCCUGCCAGAGCGGUACCUAUUUAUCUACUUGCACUGGUGUGCUUUUGAACUGCUAGGUUGGCAGAAGCAGGGACCGAGCAACGGGAGCUCACCCCGUUGCAGGGAUUCGAACCGCCAACCUUCUGAUCGGCAAGUCCUAGGCUCUGUGGUUUAACCCACAGCGCCACCCGUGUCCCUUAAUAUAUAGUUAGCAGAGUAAAAACUGAAACACGUUGCAGGAUUCCCAAAAAUUAAACCAGAGGCAAUAAAUAUUUCAUCCAGCAGAGCUUUACUGCUACGGAAGGCAAAUAAGCAUAAUGGUCCAAUACAGUGGUACCUCUGGAUGCGAAACGGAUCCGUCCUGGAACCCCAUUCGCAUCCUGAGUAGAAUGUAAGACAUGUCUGUGCGUGCGCGGUUCGCGAUUUGCCGCUUCCGCUCAUGCGCGUGACAUCAUUUUGAGCGUCUGCUCAUGGGCGAGCGUCGAAACCCGGAAGUAAUGCGCUCCGUUACUUCCGGGUCACCGCAGAGCGUAACUUGAAAACGCUCAACCUGAAGCACAUUUAACCCGAGGUAUGACUGUACAUUCAGGAUUGGCACUGUCCAUAAGAAAUCCAGUUGCAGCAGACUUAAAUUAAACUUAUAAUAAGUCUAAAUCAUAACACUAUAUGCAGAACAGCACACCAGAAGGAAGAGAGAUAGAAAGAGAACGUGAACCCCAGGCUCCUCCUGGCCUAUUAUAGUCAGCAUGACCUUGACAGAAGAGAUAAGAGAACCAGUUUAAGCCAGCUGUACUCAGCUUCUCUGAAAGUAUAACCCAAACACCAUGAACCUUCUGCUUGUUUCUUUCACACAGAGAAGCUUCCAGAACCCUCUUGAAUUAAGUAGAAUAGGAGAGAUCUCUACACAUCAGAUCAAUACUUUCUGCACUAAGAAAUGCAAACUGACAAGGGAAGUGUUAAAGACCCAUUAGACAACUCUUACCAUUCCUACAUGCUGCUUUUAGGACUUAAAAGAUACAUCUAGCCAUAAACUCCCAUGCCUCAUGUGGUUUGGCCCUGAGAGCUUAGCCUCUGGUUGCAAAGGCCUGCUGCCACAGCCCCCCCCAUCAUCAUCAUCAUCAUAAAAUUUUAUUUAUAUCCCGCCCUCCCCAGCCAAAGUCGGGUUCAGAGCGGCUAACAACAGUAAAAUAAAUACAACAUUCUAAUAUUAUUUCAUUAUAAAAUUAAUUCAAAUCAGAUUAAUGGCAACUGUUGGGCUAGAGUUCUGUGAGGAUUGCCAAAGGAGGGGAUCAGACUGUGCCCUGGCCAAAGGCCUGGUGGAACAGCUCUGUCUUGCAGGCCCUGCGGAAAGAUGUCAAGUCCCGCAGGGCCCUGGUCUCUUGUGACAGAGCGUUCCACCAGAUCGGGACCACAGCCAAAAAAGCCCUGGCUCUGGCUGAGGCCAGCCUAACCUCUCUGUGGCCCGGGACCUCCAAGAUGUUUUUGUUUGAAGACCGUAAGAUCCUCCGUGGGACAUACCAGGAGAAGCAGUCCCAUAGGUAUGAGGGUCCUAGAGUCACAACCUGGGCUGUCCUGGGGGACUGAUGGGUUUGUGACCUGCAGGUGGCCUACGAAGCUGGAAUUCAACAUUACAAGGCGGAUGACUACCAGCAGGCGGUGACAAAGCUGGAGGAAUCGCUCAAAGAAGGGCUGCUGGCGCUGGAGGACUGCAGGGCCCUUUGCGAAGGGCCUCAGGAGGAUGAGGAAAAGGCGGAGGAGACACAGCUUGGCCUCUACGAAGCCAUUGCAGGUAGAAGCAGCAAAAGUCUGAGGGAGCGCUGAACGUGAAGAGCUGGAGAGAGCUUGUGGUUUGAGGCGGCCUUCCUCUUGAAGCAAGCACACAUGCUUACUCCUCUGUAGACUCUAAUAAUAAUAAUAGUAAUAAUAAUAAUAAUAAUAUUUAUUCCCCACCCAUCUGGCUGGCAUGUUCUCCAGAUGCUUAACGAAUAUCAAAUGCUUGCCUAACAGUCACAAAAAGUGGGUGAGGGUUUAAAUAGAUGUGGUGGGGAGAGCCAUUAAUGAAAUUUCCUUUGUUCUUUUAAGAGCAGUUAGAGGGGUAUUUGGGUUGGGAUCUGGCAAUAGAAAGAGAAGGUUUAUCCACUUCCCAGCGAUGUUUUCCCAAUUGAAAUGUCCUCCCCAUCACAAGCAUCUAUUUCACCUCAUGGGAGAAAAGGGGCAGGUGUGUUUUCAUUUAGGUUGCUUGACUGCACUGUGGUGAAACAAAAAAAUGUUGGGGAAUUUUGAAUAUUGGCAGUAUUCCUCCCCUCCCCCCCCCCGAAGCGCAUGACUUCUGGGGGCAUUAAAGGUAAAGGUACCCCUGCCCGUACGGGCCAGUCGUGUCUGACUCUAGGGUUGUGCGCCCAUCUCACUUAAGAGGCCGAGGGCCAGCGCUGUCCGGAGACACUUCCGGGUCACGUGGCCAGCAUGACUAAGCUGCUUCUGGUGAACCAGAGCAGCGCACGGAAACGCCGUUUACCUUCCCGCUAGAAAGCGGUACCUAUUUAUCUACUUGCACUUGGGAGUGCUUUCGAACUGCUAGGUGGGCAGCAGCUGGGACCUAAAGACGGGAGCUCACCCCCCCGCGGGGAUUCGAACCGCCGACCAUGCGAUCGGCAAGCCCUAGGCACUGAGGUUUUACCCACAGCGCCACCCGCGUCCCUCUGGGGGCAUUACCUUGAGAGAAAAGGUAUUCCCUAGGUAGAAGAAACAUCCCAUAGCCCUUAAAGAAGCACCUUCUGCUUUUCAAGUGCUGCUCUAAUAAUAAUAAUAAUAAUAAUAAUAAUAAUAAUAAUAAUAAAUUAUUUGUACCCCGCCCAUCUGGCUGGGUUUCCCCAGCCACUCUGGGCGGCUUCCAACAAAGAUUAAAAAUACAUUAAAAUGCCACACAUUAAAAACUUCCCUGAACAAGGAAAAGAGGAAGGGGGUCCCCGCAAAAGGCAGGUCAGGUCAUCGUGGAGAGUUAGCCAUCUGGUUUCCAGGAUACAGGCCUUGAAAUCCGAAACACAGGUGAAGGCUGUGGGUUUCUUUAGGGUAUUGUAACCCUCCUGGCAAACAGAAGGGGAAGAAAUGCAGGCAGUGAGAGAUUUUACUUUCUUGGGCUCCAUGAUCACUGCAGAUGGUGACAGCAGCCACGAAAUUAAAAGACGCCUGCUUCUUGGGAGAAAAGCGAUGACAAACCUAGACAGCAUCUUAAAAAGCAGAGACAUCACCUUGCCAACAAAGGUCCGUAUAGUUAAAGCCAUGGUUUUCCCAGUCGUGAUGUAUGGAAGUGAGAGCUGGACCAUAAAGAAGGCUGAUCGCCGAAGAAUUGACAGUCCAGCUGUUACUCUGGGGGCAUGUAUUCUCUAUUUCUAUUUCUCAUUCUCUUUCUGCCUUCUUCCAGCUCACUACAUCCAGGUCCUAAAGUGCAGGCAGAAGUGUGUUCUUGACAUUGCCACCAAGCCUGGGAGGGUGUCUUCCACAGAAGACUUCAUCCCGUCUCAUUUUGAUUUGCUGCAGUUUGCCUAUGAAAGAAGUAAGCCGGGGAUGCUGUGCUGAGUGGGAAUGUGCCCAGGACAAGAGUGGGGUGGAGCAUGGAUGGAAUGGUAGUCGGAGCCAUUGUAACUUGAGUCCAUCUUCUCGUUUUCAGCUGGGAAUUGGGCCCUCGCCGCUGAAUGUGCAGCUACCUAUUUGCAGUUCUAUCCAUCAGACGGGGCGUUGCUGGAGAAACUGAAGCAAUACCAAGCAGAGCUGGGAGAUGUGCCCAUUGCAGCCAGAGAGGUACCAGUAAACAUUUCUUCCAUCUGGAAGCAAGCACCACAUCAAUGAGAACAAAAUAUUUUGCACACUGGGCAUAAUCCAGAGAGAGUUAAGGAUUCCCAACUCUCUCAUGAAAAUCACUCAAGUGACCCUAAGGCACAUGGGACAGAUAGCUGUGCAGAUUUACGGUCAGAGUUUGUUGUUGUUGUUUUUAAGCAAAAAAGCGGGAGCCAUUUUGUAGUACUUUUUUUAAAUGCCUGGUUUUAAUAUCUUUAUUUCUUUCACAGAAUAUCCGCCACUAUGUGGAGAGGUCUCUUAUGGAGAAGAAACUAAUUUACUAUGCAGUGGAGCACCUUGGGGAAACUUUUAAUGACCCUGUAAGUAGCUGCAGUCUGCUUUUUCAUCUAUGGACGUGUACCUGACAAAUUAAUAUAUGGAGGGGACCAUUCCCCCCCCCCCCACUUCCUGCCUUGGUGCCUGAAAUAAGUGAUGAGCAGGAAGCAAGGUAUGGAUAUAAAAGAUACUUCAAGAUGGCUGCUUCCAGUUGAGCACAGUGAGUUCCCAAAGCCAGGAGGGUGAGGACUGUUUAAAUAAAGGAAUCGACUGCUUACCUCCCUGACACAAAGUACACCUUUGGUCAGGCUUCUCACUUGAUGUGGCUCCAAAAAGAUCCCUGUGGUUCGCUGAUUUUCAAAGAAUGUGGCGCGCCACACUGGUUUAGCCCGAAGGAUGGCAAGUGUAGCCAGAAUAUUCAAGGACAAUCAAAUAAACAUUGAAACAUUAGUGUAGUGUAAUAUAAUAAUAAUAAUAAUAAUAAUAAUAAUAAUAAUAAUAAUAAUAAUUCAUUAUUUAUACCCCGCCCACUCUGGGUGGCUUCCAACCUAAUAUUAAAAACAAUACAGUGUCAGACAUUAAAAACUUCCCUAAACAGGGCUGUCUUCAGAUGUCUUCUAAAAGUCUGGUAGUUAUUAUUCUCUUUGACAUCUGGUAGGAGGGCGUUCCACAGGGUGGGUGCCACUACCAAGAAGGCCCUCUGCCUGGUUCCCUGUAACCUCACCUCGCAGCGAGGAAACUGCCAGAAGGUCCUCCUCAGUUUCCGGGCUGGAUAAUGGGGGUGGAGACUCUCCUUCAGGUAUACAGGACUGAGGCCUGUAUAGUAUAAUAUAGUAUAGCAUAGCAUAGCAUAGUAAAGUAAUUGUUUUGGAUAUACAAACAGAAACAGUAUCCCCGCCUCUGUUCAAGAGCAUUGGCUAUACUACUGUUCUCCACGAUAUAUUGUUGCGAACAGGGAUUUUCAACACUGACAAAUCUGACACAUCAGAAAAGAGUAAGGCUUCUUUGCACUGAUGAGGAGAUGAAAGUUUGUUUGUUUCAAAGUAAACACCAUAUAAACAAAAUUACCUGGCAAAAGCAAGCUCACACGUCUCAAUGAGUUGGUAUACACACUUAAGGUACAUGUGUAAGAGGCUCAUUCAUAAUUACAUUUUGGGAACGAUUCAAGUUCUUAUGUAGUUGCAUUGCUUUAUACUUUCUGAAUGUCCCAUGAUUACAUUGGCUCAGGAUUUCAGUGUUUGAUCUAGGGAAGGGUUUGUACCAACACCUGACCAAUGAGGAAUUUGUCAGCAAAUGGCAGAAAACCAUGGCUAAAAAAGCCACCUCUAUUGGUCUGUCACCCCCCAACUGUAUUACCUGGGUUAUGAAGGCGCCCUAAAGAUGUUAAAGCAAAGAUUAUGGGAUAAUGCACACAGUGACUUGCGAUCUCAAUCACACGCAGUCUGUAGUCCGCUGGCAGUAGGAGAACAAUAUGGGCAUGUCUUUAAGUUAACAUCUUACAUUAAAAACCUGACAGUACCAAACUACCGAAGGCUUUUCACCAAAGCCAGACUAAAUGUCUUCCCCUCUGCAGUGUUGGAUGGUAGGUUGAGAGGAGUUCCCUACCAGGACAGACUUUGCUCGUGUGCUCAAGACAUCGAUUCCAUAAAACAUAUUUUGUUGCACUGUGCAAAAUAUGAGCAAGCCAGGGCUGAACUGAUAUUACCCUUGCUGGUACCUUUCCCAGGAAAAUCAGAGGCUCACUAUGUCAGGUUCCUAUUGGAAGACCGGACAAACGCUAGAACAUUAGCAGUGGCCAAGUUUUUGUCGGUGGUUGCAAGAACCAAUGAUCCCUAUAUUCUGAACAAAAUGCUUGUUUAAACUGGAGGUAGGCUGUAUGAAUUGUGUAUUGCUUUGUAACGAUUUAUUGGGUCUCUGGACCGUAAGAUUGAUGAUGAUGAUGACAUUAUAAAGUAGUUGUAUUCUGUGUUAUAAAUCGAGCACCGCUCUGGAGCGUCUCUUCCUGGGCUCCAGUGUAUUUAUUAUCAAUGAAAAAUUGGUGUGGUGCUGGUAAAUUUUUAUUCUGAAAGUGUGGCCCAGAGAAGAAGGCUUGGGAGCCACAGCUGUAGCAUGAACUAGCUGGGAGGCAGAGCAUGUGUGCACAUACCAUGGUGAGGGAGCAGGAAUUUUAUACUGCAAUAUGUAGAAGGAGGUGAGGCUUCUGCCACAGCAUGGAAAAAAUCUUGUGUAACAUGAGUCCGUGCCUUUAUUUCUUUAGGAUUCGUGGACUCCAGAGGAAUUGAUUCCUGAAAGCAUGAAGGAAAAACACAAGUAAGCACCAGAAGGUAGAGAGGCUGGGCUGAGGGGGAGCAAUAUUAAGUUGUAGCCUUUGCUUUUUUGCCGAACUUUUUAAUAGGGGAGAGUCUCAUGUCCUCCAUUUCUGCAAUUGAUGGCCUUUUUUGUGUUUGUUUGUUAAUCCAAGAGAAGAUCAAGAGAAGCAAAGGCUGAAAGCCCCAGAUAUGGAACAGCAGGAGCCAAGAGGUGAGUACCAGAAAACGACCUGACAUGCAGGGAGGAAAGGCUGAAUAGGCAACAAGACUUGGUCAUCCCCACCGACUCCCUGUGGUGGUUUGAGGGGAGUUGGGCAUUGGUGAGUGAAGCUUCCUCUGAACCUGGAGCUAAAGAGAAGAAGGAACCAACUCUGCCCCUUCUCCAGCUCCUAAGUUUAGCUGAAGCCUGGGAUUUGCGUGUCGAGACCCCCAUAGUUGAGAAAUAGCACACACAAGGACACGGAUAUUAGGUUAAUGUUAUUGGGCAAAUUUUGGCCACAACUUUAUUGAUUACAGAAUGUGAGCGGUAUUGGCUUAGGCACUGAAUGGACCCGACUAUAUCUGACUCCUGCCCGUCACGCUGGGAGUCCAGUAAGGGUCAACCACCGGAAAGGGGAGCCCCAUCGAUGCAAACCAACUCGAGCUCCCCCUGGUGUUCCUGUCGAGGUCGUGUCAUGGCUCUAGCCCCACCCCGGGCUUCGGACAAGAUCCACACCCCUGGAUUCCUUUAACGGAAUACCCUUAAGCCACACCUCACCCCCCCUUCACAAGGUCAAACAAUGCCUAACCGCAACCCUAGCAAAGUUGUGACCAUUGCUACGAGGUAGGCGAAAACCAAAUGGCCUGUGCCAAUUUGCCAAGUGGAAAAAUUCCUACCAGGCCCCUCAACAGCGACCAACCAAGGUCCAUAGCAAGGCCAAUGACGAAAACCUGCAAAAUAGGGAGGGAGGGUGGGCAAUUGAGGAAGCGAGCCAAAGAGGAAGCCCUCUGGCUCGCGCCUCUGCUUAAAUGGUCCCGGCCACACACCCCCAGCCAGCGGAUUGGCUGACUGGGCACUGACAUGGCCAGGAUCCCCCGGGCAAAGCGGGACUACGUCCCCUGCCCCCGGGGGAGAGUGGGUGGCCGCGUGGUGAACUAGAGGGGAGACGAAGGUGCAUGGCUUGAAGCAAGCCUCUCCCCGCAGUCCUCUUCCAAAUUGUUGGCGGUGGGGCCUUGUUUUCUCUCUUCCUCUUCCCCUGCAGGCUCCAAGUUUAGAGCUUCAGAAGGGGAGGGGGUCCUGGCAAAAUGAAAGUUUGGGUUUGCUUAUAACGCUAGCCAAAAAAUAUUGUUGAGACUCCUGUUCAAGUUUUAGAUUGAGCCUUGUAGCCUUUGGAAGAGCAGUGAAGAAUUUUGAACAAUCCACUGGUUUUAUCUUAAUUCGGCAUUUCUGCUCCCAGUGAAAAACAACUAACUUUGUCUGAAGCCGUGCUUGCAGCACAGGGUGGGGUGUUUUUUAUCGCUUGAAUUAAGUUGGCUCUGAAUUAAAUUGACUUUGGUGAAUUAGGUGAAGCUUUACGUUUUAAGGAUUUACCCUGGGUUUGAAAUACCAUUUUGUUUCGUGAUCCUUUCUUUUGUAAAUAUGUAAAUUGUGCAAAGGAUAGCUCAGCUGGUAGAGUGUGGGAUUGUUAAUCUCUGGGUCAUGGGUUUCAGCCCCAUGUUGGGCAAAAAGAUUUCUGCGUUGCAGAGGGUUGGACUAGAGGACCCUUGCGGUCUCACUGAGUCUCCCCCCCCCCCAAACACUCAGUCUCGUUGCACUCUGUGUGCUUGUCGCAAAACACACCAACCCCGAAAGUCAGUUGCACUAUAUUAUUUUCCAUUCAGCAGCCUAACUGCCCACGGAUAGAAACAGAUUCCAAACUCUAUGAUUCUGUGAAAUGACAGGGACCCAGUGCUGAAGCUUCCAAACUCAUGCUAAAUCAGAUCGACUCGGAGGUUGCUUAAGAGGCAAUAUGCUGAGAAAUCGGAAAGUACUAGGGAAUUAGGAGCUUAUUCACUAUAUUUAAGAGCAGCCCUGCUGGAUCAAGCCAAUUCAUCAUCAUCAUCAUCACUUUUAAUUUGUAUACCGUCUUUUUAUCUUACAAUACCCAAGGCGGUUUACAAGCUGAAGAAACAAAGAAUGUACACCGUAUAACAAUCUAAUGCAAUACAAAAAUAUGAUAAUAAAACAUAACUUUAAAAUACGCAACCGACAUCAAAUAAGUAACAUUCAACAUUCCUUAGAAUAGUAGAGAAUAAUAUUAAAUAUCAGCAUAUAAAAAUUAAACUGAAAUCCACUCUUAAAAAUUACAAUAAAUAAUUUCUAAACUACAAUCAAUAAAACAACGGCAAGCUACAGUGCAUAAAAUAAUACAAUACAAAUGGAGAAGCAGAGACUGGAGGGUGGGGCAAGGCAGGUGGAAUAAGGCUUUGCCUGAUGAAGUCUCUCCCAGUUGCCAUAUAGUCCAGCAUUCUGUCCCCACAGUAGCCAGCAAGAUGCCUCUGGGAAUCAGGACUGGAUCACAACAGCCGUCUCCCACUCAGGAUUUCGGCGGUUGGCAUACUGCAUCUGAUUACAGAGGCCGUGUAACCAUCACGGAGCAUAAAGCCAUUGACAGCCUCAUCCUCCAUGCAAACUUGUGUUGGGCCCAUAGCUGCUUUUGCAGAGCCAGGCAGCACCCUUGUGGUGGCAGUGUUUGCUUAUGCACAGGCCUUGCAGCGGCAGGGUUGCCUUAUGCACAUGUGUUGUACCCAUGCCAAAGCGCAUUCCCUCCCAGAAGGAGCGUGUUGCCCCCUUUCUGCGCAGCGCAGGGGCACGCGCUCCUCUGAUUUGAUGCUGUUCCUUUGGCCAUCUGCACAGCAGAUGGGAGUGAAAGUGAGGCCAGCGGUGGCUGCCCUGCCUGUGUGACCCAGGGAAUGGUGUUGCCAGAGAUGAGCAUUCGAACACCAUGUUUGUGCCUCCUUUUUGGACAACAGCUCCUCUACUUUCAGCUGGGACCGAAACUGUUGACUUGGAAUGGGAGACGUGUCUGGCUGGUGUCUUGUACCAUGCAUGUUCAUUGGUAGUAGCCCUUGACUAUAUCAACAAAGAUUUGUCAACGUAUUUGGUUCUUACGCCAAAGGUUAUGGCAAAUUUACAAGGCGAAAAUAAGCAAUAGCUGGAUUGCAAAUCACACACUGUUUGCUAGUGUACUAAAUGUGAAUAACGUAUACUAAGGAUCUAUCUGGAUGACAAAUCCUGAAUGUCUUUGAGCCUCCUAGUGGUCUUGCUCAUUGGUUUUACAUAAUUUUAUACUUUUUUUUUAGUUUAACCAUUUCCAAAUAUUAAAAUAAAAGGUUCUUUCAAACCUUCGGACCUCCUUCCCUCCCUCCAUGGGUUCCAUAUUCAAAGAAAAAUAUUUUGCGUCUUUUACCGUUAUCUAUCUGUUACAUAUCCGUAAUUACCAAAGUUCAUUUCACAUUACAAGUGUCAGUGUAUCCCUGCCAAUGAUUUUAACUGUUUACAGUGGUCUUUUAAAUAUAUUAAAAAAUUAUUCCAUAUAACCAUAUUAUUCCAUAUAUUCUCCCUACAUGUUUGGGAAGCAAGACAUAAAUGACUAGGGCCUGUAAGGAGAUCAGUUUCCUCCCUGUUUAUUUACAUCCCUUGGGCACAGCGGAAGGAUAGCAUUGCCUCAUGUGUGCAUUCCUAUACCGCCUUGCUCAUCUCCUUUCCCCAGAACCACUUGCUUUCGAGGGCAUCACCAUCACCAUGGACUCCCAGCAGCUCAAUGGCUCCCAGAGAGUUGUCUUGGACAGAGUCCUGACUGAAUCUGAAUGCAAAGACAUCCUCCGCCUGGCCAAGGUAAGGAGAGGUGCCAGCACCUGUCCUGCGUCACCCCCCGCCAGCAGCAGGCGAGGGAGCCAAGAGCAACCCUGCGUCCCUCACAUUGUUUCUCUAUGUUUCAGGCAGCUGGAGGAACAGAAGGCGGCUAUCGCGGCAGGCGUUCGCCUCACACUCCCCAUGAGAAAUUUGAAGGAUUAACAGUGUUAAAGGCUCUGCAGGUAAAUGUCUUUAUUAUUAUUUUUAAUUGAAUUUAUAUACUGCCCUAUACCCGGAGGUCUCGGGGGGGUUCACAGAAAAUAUCACAAUAUAUAAAAUGAAAAUAAAAACCCAAUAACACCCCCCCAAAAAAGAGCCACAUUUUAAAAGGGUAUAGGACAUGGGUAGGCAAACUAAGGCCCAGGGGCCGGAUCCAGCCCAAUCGCCCGCGGAUGUUCCGGGAAUCAGCCCAUUUUUACAUGAGUAGAAUGUGCCCUUUUAUUUAAAAUGCAUCUCUGGGUUAUUUGUGGGUCAUAGGAAUUGGUUCGGUUUUUCCCUUCAAAAUAUCGUCCGGCCCCCCACAAGGUCUGAGGGACAGUGGACCGGCCCCCUGCUGAAAAAGUUUGCUGACCCUUGGUGUAGGAUGUCAAGCAGGUCAACCAAAGCCCUGGUUAAAAAGGCACAUUUUUGCCUGGCGCCUAAUGGUAUAAAAUGAAGGCACCUGGCGAACUUCCCUGGGGAGAGAAGAGAAGGCCUGUUCUCGUGUUGCCACCCUCUGGAUCUUGAGUUAUUGCGGUCCUGAGCUGUUUAAGGCUUUAUAGGUCAAAACCAGCAUUUUGAAUUGGGCCUGGAAACUACUUAGUAGCCAGUGCAGUCGAACCAGGAUUGGUGUAAUAUGCUCAGACCAUCUUGCUCCGGUGAGCAACCUGGCCACUGAAUUCUGCGCUAGCUGAAGUUUCUGAAGCAUCUUCAGAGGCAGCCCUACAUAUAACGCAUUGCAGUAAUCUAAUCUUGAAGUUACCAGAGCAUAAAGGUAAAGGUAAAGGGACCCCUGACCAUUAGGUCCAGUCAUGACCGACUCUGGGGUUGUGGCGCUCAUCUCGCUUUAUUGGCCGAGGGAGCCGGCGUGCAGCUUCCGGGUCAUGUGGCCAGCAUGACUAAGCCGCUUCUGGUGAACCAGAGCAGCGCAUGGAAACGCCGUUUACUUUCCCGCCAGAGCGGUACCUAUUUAUCUACUUGCACUUUGACGUGCUUUCAAACUGCUAGGUUGGCAGGAGCAGGGACCGAGCAACGGGAGCUCACCCCAUCGCGGGGAUUCGAACUGCCGACCUUCUGAUGGGCAAGCCCUAGGCUCUGUGGUUUAACCCACAGCGCCACCUGCGUCCCAGAGCAUAGACAACAGUAGUUAGGCAAUCCCUCUUGAGAUAGGGGCGUAACUGGGCCACCUGCUGCAGCUGAUGGAAGGCACUCUGGGGGGCUUUAGAAGGCGCAAGCUCCUAGUUCUAGGUGUAGGUUUUUUCUUUGCAUCUUCUCUGAAGCUAGAUAGAAAGCAGAGGUGUGAGAACUUUAAGCCAGAGUACACUGUCAAGUUGAAAUAGCAAAGAAGUUGUAAACAAGUACAUUUUUAAUUGGAGUUGAACAGUAUAUGCGAGGCAAUGUUGCCUGCUGUGUGUUUAUCUACAUGCAUGCGUAAAGACACACUCAUGCAUGUACAAACACACUUUCCUCCUCCUGUGGUUAGAAAUGACUGUGAAACAUUCCCGUUGCUUCUUCUAGGGAAGGCAUGUCCAAAGUCUGUUUCAGGGGCCUAAUCCGACCCACUGGUUGAUUUAAUCCUGCCCCCGUGGCAGUAUACCGUAUUUUUCACCCUAUAGGACGCAUUUCCCCCCUCCAAAAAUGAAGGGGAAAUGUGUGUGCGUCCUAUGGGGCGAAUGCAGGCUUAGCUGAAGCCUGGAGCGCGAGGGGUCGGGGCGCACCGACCCCUCUUGCUCUCCAGGCUUCAGGAAGCUAUCCGCAAGCCUGGGGAGACCGGCGGCAGUUCCCGCGGGCUCCCAAGGCUUGCGGAUAGCAGCCUGUUCUGGGGGCUGGGGUCGGGGGAAGCUCGGGCUUCCCCCGCCCCAGCCCCGCGCCUGGGGCAGAAAUAAUAUUUUUUUCUUUAUUUCCCCGCAAAAAACACUAGGUGCGCCCUAUGGGCCGGUGCGCCUUAUAGGGCGAAAAAUACGGUAUGUCCUCAACAACUUUGGUCAGCCCUCACGCAUGUUCACUUCAUCAAAUCUGGCCCUCUUUGAAAAAAGUUUGGGCACCCCUGUUCUAAGGUAAAAAAAUUUCAGGAGGGAAGAGUUUUCAUCUGAGAAGUGGCAAGGGAGUGUUUAACCUUUUCCUUGACCCAGUGCUUCUCCAGAUAAAAACAUUCCUGUAAGGAUUAUUUUCCCCUACAGGGUUUCAGAUGUGUACAUACAAACAUGUAUGUAAGGCCCCAUGUGAGACAAACGGCUUGGGGGAGUGUGAUUUUUAGCAAAGAAGUGGUUGGCGCAGAAAGGGCUCAGCACACGCAGAUGGGCUUCUUCUCUCCAAACAAUCUCUUCCUGAAGCUGCUUUGCCUUCCAAAAAAAAAAAAAAAAAACAACCAUUGGGUUCUCUGAAACGAAUUUGCAUGUAAUGUAUAGUUUUGCCUUUAUGUAGCCUUCAUAGCCUGUGAUGUAUGCGUUUAUUCAUGUUCUCUGGCAAAGAGUUUCUGCAGGAUUUUGAAGCACAAGAAUGACUUUUUUGUUUGUUUUUCAUUUAUUCAAAAAACAAGUAAUUUAGAAACAUUAUUGUACACAGCAUCAUGCUGCAGGCUUAGCCCAUAAGAUACUCUCCAUCAUAGAAUUGUAAAGUCAGAAGGGAUCACGAGGGUGAUCUAGUCCAACUCCCAGCAAUGCAGGGAUAUUUUGCCCAACAUGGGGCUCAAACCUACAACCCUGAGAUCCAGAGUAUCAGGCUAUACCAGCUGAGCUAUAUCCCAUAUACCUCUCCUCCUUCGUACCACCUAAGAACCAUAUCAUUAUUAGUCUUGCUGCUGCUAAGGAUCAUAACAUUUCAAUGUGCCUGCAGAUAAGAUUAUAAAGGUAAAGGGUAAAGGAACCCCUGACCAUUAGGUCCAGUCGUGGCCGACUCUGGGGUUGCGGCGCUCAUCUCGCUUUAUUGGCUGAGGGAGCCGGCGUACAGCUUCCGGGUCAUGUGGCUAGCAUGACUAAGCCACUUCUGGCGAACCAGAAAAGUGCACGGAAACGCCGUUUACCUUCCCGCCGGAGUGGUACCUAUUUAUCUACUUGCACUUUGACGUGCUUUCGAGCUGUUAGGUUGGCAGGAGCUGGGACCAAGCAAUGGGAGCUCACCCCGUCGCGGGGAUUCGAACCGCAGACCUUCUGAUCGGCAAGUCCUAGGCUCUGUGGUUUAAUCCACAGCACCACCCGCAUCCCUAGAUAAGAUUAUACUUUUCUUUUAAAAAGUGCUUUCUAAAUACAUUCAUAUGGUGACAUUUUCCCCGGUCCUCCCACCCAUCAUUCCAAAAGGAAUGAGUCUCCUCCAUGGGCAACGAUGUGACUCUCAUCCCGCCUUCAGUUUGGUGGGGAAACUGCUGUCCUCUAGCUUCUGACAAGUUGGCAGACCUCGUAUCAUGCACUACAUGCUUGUCCUAUAAGUGACAAAUAUUUUGCCCAAGACCAGCUUGCAAAACAAAGCCUUACAGGGACCAUACAGGUGGGGGUGGGACCCAAAUAUCUAAGGAUUUUCAUUGCUGGAUUGUAUUUAGAGACAUCACCAUCAGGAAUGAUAAAUGUGAGGGUAAUAGAAGCCCUGAGAAAAACACUGAGGCCAUAUUAUGAGCAUGGGUGGAGUCUUGACGAAGAGGAUCCUAUUGUGAAACAUUUGAGAAGAGGACAAAAAGAUGGAAUGCAAAAGAUUUGUGUAGACUGCUUGCUGAGGAAAUAGAGGAGGCCUGGAAGAGAGCCAGUGUGGUGUAGUGGUUAAGAGCGGUAGUCUCGUAAUCUGGGGAACCGGGUUCGCGUCUCCGCUCCUCCACAUGCAGCUGCUGGGUGACCUUGGGCCAGUCACACUUCUUGAAGUCUCUCAGCCCCACUCACCUCACAGAGUGUUUGUUGUGGGGGAGGAAGGGAAAGGAGAAUGUUAGCCGCUUUGAGACUCCUUAAAGGGAGUGAAAGGCGGGAUAUCAAAUCCAAACUCUUCUCUUCUUCUUCUUCCAAGGAUUUCUUCCCAAGGUGUUUCUUAAGGUAUGUUUCAGCCUUAGGCUGAUGUGAUUAUCUCAUGCCAGUGAAUAUUUCCAGCUUUCUUCCUUUCUCCCACCCUCGCUUGCUUGUGUUCUCUCUUUAUAAGCAUUUCUUUUAUCAGAUAUCCUUUAUUAGGCAUAGCAAACCACACAUUAUCAAACAGACACCGUAUACAAAUUUUGCAAAAUAUGAGCUCAGCAUAACAAGGUUUGUCCCAGUCAGAUCUUUAACUCCAGAGGAAAUCAAUUUGCAUAAAUAAUACAAUACACCACUACCACAUCACCAAUCAAUUAAGAACCACUAAAUCUCUUUAUAAUGGCCCAGUCUUUCUACAUGGACAGCACUCAAAAAUUCAGCCACUAUUAGAGUAAUUUGAUCAUUCCUGUCCGAGAGCAGGUCCUGAACCGUCGGUAGUGUAGAAUUGAGCCUAUUGAGUUGUAAGGCCUCCAAUAAUUGUCUUCUGGCAUAAAUGCCAAAAUCACAAGAAAAGAAAAUAUGCUAUGAGCAUUUCUGCUUCAGGCCCCAUUUCUUGAAUUCCACCAGUGCGAGACCCCUUCCUCCAUACUUCCUCCUCUCUGCAGUCAUGGAGGGUGCCCCAUUGCAACAGAGGACAAGCCUCCUGUGCUAUGGAGAGUUGUGCAGAUGAAGGAAUUUGGGCAGGUGCAGAUUGCCAUGCAACACAUACCUUGAUGCAGGCAAGGAAAGGCAGCCAAGGGGACCAGGGAGGAAGCAGCCAUACCAUUUCCUUCUCUCACUUCAUUGAUGCUUUGAAAGGUAAACACAUAUUACCCUGGCAGCUCCAACAAACAAGACAAGCUGCACCAAUUUUCAUUCCCUCCUCUCCCCAAUUGUUACAUGUGCAGAAGCCCCUCUCCUGCAUUUUGAUAAGGAAACUGCUGCAUAUUCUGGCAAUUGUUGUCUGUACCCUUUUUUUCUCUUUCACAUGUGUGCCUGGAGCUUCACGCAAAUUCAGGACACUUCCGUAAGUGAGGGUUUCUGCAAUGGCUUUUUGUCUUCUAGCUGGCUGAGGAGAGCACUGUGAACUGGAGGGAUGCUAAGCUUCUCUUGCAAGCCAGUGAGAAAUCCCGGAAAAUUGUGGAAUCCUAUUUCACCCCUGGCAAAGAACUCUAUUUUUCAUUCACACAUCUUGUGUGUCGCACGGCUGCCGAGGGUAAGGAACUUUGCCUCUUCUCAUCGGCACAAUGUUCCACACUGAACAAGAGCGUUUCUACAUUGUUAGUUGGAAAUACGACCCAGCUGAUGAAUUUACUGCUUCAAAACAAUAGAAGUGAUGUGAAAUAUACUCGGAGUCAAGUGUGGAUUUCAUAUUCUUUAUUCAGCUCAUAGUAGUGAGGAAUGAAAGUUUCCCCAAAAUAUCUGCUUUAUAUACAUUAUUUACACAAUGGGCUGCACGUGAUUGGCUAAUUCUGGGAUUCUCCUGUAGGCCAAUCAGGUUGUGGAUUCACUUCUAUCUGGAGCUGGAUUGGGUGGCUCCUGCAGACCAAUCAGACUGCUGCAUUCUGAAUCCUAUUGUUCUAGGACCAAUCAGACUGCUGCAUUUUGGAUCCUAUUGUUCUAGGAUCAAUCAGACUGCUGCAUUUUGGAUCCUAUUCAACUCAGUACAUAACACCAUGCAAACAAUUCAUUUGAAAGGCAGAGUAAAAGCCUUGGCUAUGCUACUAUCAUCUAAUAAGGAGUGAACAUCAGCACUGAAUCUUACAUUUGUGAAUAUUCAACAUAUGCCAAAGUUUGAAAUUUUUCUGUUUGCAAAAUUCACACCAAAAUUCGUAGAAUUGUAGUAUUGAAAGGGACACUGAGAAUCAUCUAGUCCAUCCCCUGCAAUGCAGGAAUAUGUAGCGGUCCCAUAUGGGGAUUGAACCUGCAACCUUGGCCUUAUCAGCACCACACUCUGACCAGCUGAGAUUCUGGAGCUGCUUGCUCCCAGAUACAAAUUAUCAAGAGUAUCAAACAUGAAAUGUCAUCAGCUGAACUCCCUCAAAUAUACCCGUCGCAAUCCAGCAAGAGAGUUCCACAUACAUAAAGUAGUCUUGUUAUACGUGACUAGUUGCCCAUGAGUAGUUGGAUCGUAGCCUAAUUAUCAAUGCAUACUAACUAUAAAAUACAAUCUGAGGGCCUUCUGGUGGUUCCCUCACUGCGAGAAGUGGGGUUACAAGGAACCAGGCAGAGGGCCUUCUCAGUAGUGGCGCCCGCCCUGUGGAACACCAUACCAUCAGAUGUCAAAGAAGUAAACAACUAUCUUACGUUUAAAAGACAUCUGAAGGCAGCCCUGUUUAGGGAAGUUUUUAAUGUUUGAUGUUUUAUUGUGUUUUUGAUAUUCUGUUGGGAGCCGCCCAGAGUGGCUGGGGAAACCCAGCCAGAUGGGUGGGGUAUAAAUAAAAAAUUAUUAUUAUUAAAUAAAAAUGCUGGGAUGGCAGAUAUCAAAUAUUUUAUGAACAUUUAUUUCAUUAUAUUUAUUUAUUUCAUUACACUUAAUUAUUUCAUCCUGUCCUUCCCAACAGGAUGUGUCUAUUCCCCUCCAACAUUUUUCCUUGCAUUCUUCAACAUUUUCUCCUGGUGUCAGAAACAAGGCAUUUUAUGGUUUUCAUUGGUGUUGUUUAGGAGAGCAGGAAAGUCGUAUGGACCUCAGCCACCCAGUCCAUGCUGACAAUUGUCUCUUGGACCCCGAGGGCAGCACAUGUUGGAGGGAGCCUCCUGCCUACAUAUACAGAGACUACAGGUGAGGCACGGAGGGGGAAGACUGAUAUAUAUGUCUUUUAAAGAGCCACAUGUACGUUCAUUUAUACACAAUCCAGAUGAAGGCGAUAUAUUUAUUAGGCCAUCCAAAAUGUCGCAAAAUAGUGCGAAAGCUUUUGAGGACAUGUUCAUCAGGCUAGAUCGGGGUUUCCUAAACUUGGGUCUCCAGCUGUUUUUGGACCACAACUCCCAUCAUCCCUAGCUAGCAGGACCAGCAGUCAGGGAUGAUGGGAAUUGCUUAAUUUUUCUAGUAGGGCUGUUUCCCAUACUAUUUGGUACCAUUGGUCCAUGCUUACUCCUGACAGGUCUCUCCAGUGUCUGGUUAUGGUGUUUCUGGCUGCUGAAAGUAGGUGGGUUAUGAGUUCUUUGUGGUGUAAGUGGGCAUUGUUGUCUUGGAAGAUGCUUAGUAGGGCCAAUUCUGGGGUGAUGUCUAAUACUUGCUUAGUUAUUUUACAUAUUUAUCGUGUGGCUGUUGACCAGAAUAGUUGGAUUUUGGGGCACUCCCACCACAUGUGGAGGUAUGUGCCUGUGGAGGUGCACCCUCUCCAGCAUUUUGGUGAGGUUCCUGGGCGUAUUAGCGCUAGUUUCCUUGGUGUUAGGUACCACCUGUAGGUGAGUUUCAAAGUGAGUUCUUUUCUUUUCGUUGAUAUGGAUUUAAAGGGGGGUUUAGACCACAUUCUGGUCCAAGGGAUGAUGGGAAUUGUAGUCCAAAAACAGUUGGAGACCCAAGUUUGGGAAACCCCAGGCUAGAUGGUAAACAAAGCAAGCAGGGGGAAGAAGAAAAAAAGAUGGGUGGUGGUAAAGUUGGGACUCUGCGUCUUGUAAGAGUGUUAAUGAGAGGUGUUUUCAGGUGCUCAAAUGAGGCCUUGAAGAACCCAAAAGCUUGCACACCCUUUUGUGCCAUUUUGGUGGUUUGGUUGACAUUUUAGAUGGUCUAGGAAAAAGUACUGUCUUCAUAAUGAAUUUCAAAAGGUUUCUUAUGGGCCAACAUGGCUGCCUUUUGUGUUGACUCUCCGUUCUUUGCUUCGGUUUAAAACAACAGCCCAGGAAAUAUUUCGGAAAGAGUUAAAGAACUUGCUCUGGAGUUUUGUUGAUGUUGCAAAUGCCAAUCAAGCGGGCACGUGUAACAACACAAAUCCUCACCCGUGGGGUGCGAGUCUCUGUGGCAACGUUCAUGUCCAACGAGUGAAGGACCUUGGAGCAAAUCCCAGCUACCCAUAACUCUGCCUGUCUCCCGUUUCUCUGCAGUGCAAUCCUCUACCUGAAUGAUGACUUCCAGGGGGGAAACCUCUUUUUCACUGAGAUGGAUGCUGUGACUGUUACAGUGAGUCUGGGCCCACGGCUUGGGGGGGUGAGGGAAUGGCUGAGAAGGAAGAACAGCUGUAGCUGGGAUCCUCCCCCUCCCCUCCAACAGAACCUGUCCUUGGCAACAGCAGCAGAUUCAAAUUGGGCAGUCAAAGGCAAAUUCAGUCAAAUUUCACCCUGGAACAGGCAUUAACUCCUUGUCGACUGGUAUGCCUAGCUCUUCUGCUAGUUGCUGCGUUCCUUUCACCUUUCUGUCCCUUUUCAGUCCUGCAUGGUGCAAUUCGCUCCAGAGCAGGGGGACCAAGAUCCCAUCAACAGCUCAGAAAGUUGCCAUCCAACUUGGCGCCCCAAGAAGAAGGCGAGUUGGAGAAGGGGAAACGGAUGGGCUCAUGGCAAAGCCAUCGAUUCACACCAGUCUCCCUCUUUCUCUUUCUGUGUGGCAGGCUGAGGUGCGCCCUAAAUGUGGAAGGCUGGUGGCCUUCAGCUCUGGCGGGGAGAACCCUCACGGCGUGUGGGCUGUGACCCGUGGGAGGCGCUGUGCCAUUGCCCUCUGGUACACCCUCUUCCCAGAGCAUGCGGAGCAGGUAACGCAAAGCAAAGAAGAGCUGGAGGAUGUAGGGAUGAGGGAGCCAAUGGGCAUUGUCCAAAGGCAUAUAUACUUAAGUAAAAUGGGGGCUGGGUUGGGGGUGAGAUGAAGUGUUGGUGCUGACCUUUAAAGCCCUAAAUGGCCUCUGUCCAGUAUACCUGAAGGAAUGUCUCUACCCCCAUCGUUCUGCCUGGACUCUGAGGUCCAGCUCCAAGGGCCUUCUGGUGGUUCCCUCAUUGCGAGAAGCAAAGCUACAGGGAACCAGGCAGAGGGCCUUCUCGGUGGUGACGCCCGCCCUGUGGAACGCCCUCCCACCAGAUGUCAAAGAGAUAAACAACUACCUGACAUUUAGAAGACAUCUGAAGGCAGCCCUGUUCAGGGAAGUUUUUAAUGUGUGACAUUUUAAUGUAUUUUUAAUCUUUGUUGGAAGCCGCCCAGAGUGGCUGGGGAAACCCAGCCAGAUGGGCAGGGUACAAAUAAUAAAUUAUUGUUAUUAUUAUUCGCUUAUGCGGCGCAUCCAAGCAGCAAGUGGUAGAAUUUAAUGCAUACACAUCCUGUGGACUUCCGGAGGAGGAAAUACCACUUUCUUUAUUUUAUUUGAUUUAUUGUAUUUCUGUGCUGCUUUUCAUUCAAAUGAAUCCCAAAGCGGCUUACAAACAAGAAAUAACAACAUGAUAAGCCAUAAUAGAACAUCGCAAAUACAGCAUAAAUCAUACAAUUAACAAAUCAUCAAUAAAACGAUUACAAUCUAUAAAACAACAACUGAAAAAUAAAAUAAACAUUGCAAUUACAACAAAAGUCAAAUGAUUAACAAAUCAAUAUGGCAUAAUCUAUAAAACAAUAUUGACAACUUAAAAAAAGCAACUUUAAAAAAGCUAAGCACUGUUAGGCUCAUACACACUCUCAUAAUUCAUAAUUUUUCACUCUACAGUGGUACCUCGGGUUAAGUACUUAAUUCGUUCCAGAGGUCUGUUCUUAACCUGAAACUGUUCUUAACCUGAAGCACCACUUUAGCUAAUGGGGCCUCCUGCUGCUGCGCCACCAGAACACGAUUUCUGUUCUUAUCCUGAAGCAAAGUUCUUGACCUGAAGCGCUAUUUCUGGGUUAGUGGAGUGUGUAACCUGAAGCGUAUGUAACCUGAGGUACCACUGUAUUUGGUUCAUUAAAAUAAAUAUAAAAUACACAUAAUGCAUGUUAUUAAGCUAGCUCAACCCUUCAGCAAGGAGACCGUCAACUAACAAAGUGCUGCUCUUCAAGACUCCUUCCGCCUUUCUAACUAGGCACACCAACUCUAGGGGGCCGAGGUGUCUUCGGCCCCCUUGAUACUGGUUUGAAAGGGGCCCGGUGCAUGUUGUGGAAGGCUGCGCUGGCACUGCGUGGCAUCAGGAGAUGCCACAGGGACUAGCGCAGCCUGGGAUAAGGUCACACCAGCCUGCACGGUGUUGAGAGAUGCUGUGGGAACCAGCGCAGCCUAAUGGAAGGCCGCACCAGCCUGCGUGGUGUUGAGAGAUGCACAUGACGUCACACGAUGUGUGGCCGGCCUCCUCAGUCUUGGGGAUGACCUGGCUCCUCCGUUUCCAACACAUACGGUCUUCUCACUCUCUUCUUGUAGGAACGGGCCCGGGCAGAAGAGCUGAUGAGGCAGAAGGAGGCAGAACAGGAGCAGUCGCAUUCAGAGGAGGAGGAGCAUGGAGGUGCUGAACCCAGUGGCGCAGACUCCCCCGAGCCCCCAACUCCAAAGGGAAGAGCUAGGUCGACUAGCCAAAGGACCAGGUCAAACUCAGACUCUGGGAUACAGUCCACGAGGCUGCGAGCCAGAGAUGAAUUCUGAGCAUGUUGGACAUGCAGAAGCCUUUCAGAUUUUGUAGCAGCUCGUGGCAAGUGAAUGACUUGGGAGUUUUUGCCCUGUGCCAGGCAUUGUGGCAAGGCGGCUUUGGUUCUCCAUGUGGCACUACCAGAAAUGACAUCAAAAGGUGGCUUGGACCAUGCCCACCCAAGUUAGCCGGAGAAUCGUUUUGUCCCCACUGGGAUGCCUGUGAACCAGGAAUAAACCCUGCUACAACUCUGUCAUCUCAGCUAUAGCCUCUCAUCUCUACACAGGAGUAAUAGGACUGUUGUAAUGAUGACUGAGAUAAAGUGCUUUGACCAUUCUGAAGUGCUAUAUAAAUGUUGAAUAUCAUUCUUCUACCAGCCCCGUUUUUCACAUAGUUAUAUGAAGGAAUUAAAAAACAGGAGGAGGGCACCAUCAGAAAUGGAUGGGUCUGAUAAAUUUUGUUGUGAUGGAAAUGUACACUUGUGGAAGCAGCUAGGCCAGAGCAGGAAUCUGUGGUGGGCAAGUUAAGA